AUGAGAUCUUAAAGCUCAUCUAUGUAUGAAAGCACCUAGCAAAUAAUUUUUGAGGAAAAUACAAAUUAGUAACACAUAAAAUAAAAUAAUAAAGGUAUUUCUAGCUUCUAUAGCAAAGCCUCUGAUAAUGACUACGAUCUUAAUACUACGCGUGAUAGCUUAACUACUUGUAAAAAAUAUCAAGUCAAUGAAAGCAUGAAAAUGAAAAAGUAAGAGAGAAAAUAAAAAAAAGAAGAGAAGAAUCAUAAAAUGCUUGAAAGGCUAUAAUCUCUACCUAAAAGAAUUCUUCGAAGCUAAAAAUAAAAUGAAUGUUUGAAACCAAAUUAAGAAGACCCAUCAGAUGAAAUAUAAUUGAACAAUAGCUCAGAGAAUCACCAUUUGAUUGUGAAUGAAGAUACUAAUUAAUUAGAAAAAAAUACCAAAAUUGAUUUGUUUUCUUUUGUAAAUUUGAAUCAGUAAUAAUAAUAAAUCGAAAUAAACUAGUUGUAAAUAAACUUUUUAGAACGAAAAUAAUACGAAACAUAUAAUGAAUAAAUUAAUUAAAACCCAAGCAAUGAAGAUUAAAAAUCCAAUAAAGUUAAGCAGAAUAAUUAAUAGUAUUUAAAUUAUUAAUAAGAAGAAUAAGAACAAAUACUUUUUGAAAAGUAGGAGGAUUUAAAUAGUAUUUUUUCAUAAAAAAAUUAUGAAUUUGAUUAGAACAAAUGUAGUUAUUUAAACUAAAAUUAAGAGUAAAUACAAACCAACAACUAAAAUUUGAUGAAUAAUAAUAGUAUUUUGAUAGAUUAUAACUUACCUUCCUAAUAAAUUCCUUUUGAGAAUUUUAGAUUCAGCGAUGAGCUAUCUUGCUAAUAAUCCGAUAACUAUUAAGACUACAAUGGUCAGUACAUUUAUUAGAAUGAAGAUUUUUUUUAAUUAUUAGAUUAUAAUUACUCUAAUUAGUUUGAAUAGGAAAAUCAGCAAAAUAAUAAUAAUUAAAAAUCAAACAAUGAUCCAACUUAAAUAGAUGAAAGUUUCUAAAAAUAGAAAUAAGAUAAUUAGAAAAUUGAAUUAGAUAAUGUAAGCUCCAAAAGCCACUAAUGUAAUUUUAACUUAAUUAAAUUGUAAAAAAAUAACAUUGUAAAAAAUCUAAUGUCUACUUUUAAGAGGUUCAUAUUCAACUUAUUUGAGAUAACACCAAUUAAAAAAUAAAAAAACGUCUAAGAGGAAGACUUAUAAUAUUAAUCAAAUAAAACAAUAAUGAAAAUCUACCUUGACUGUAAUUCUCAGAAUGAUAAACAAAUAAUUUAAAAAACCCGCUAAAGUGUUUUGAAUCUUUAUAAUUAAAAUCAUAAUCAUAAAUAAUGCUUUGAUGAAAAGAUAUUUUUAAAAAGGUUUGAAAGGUAUAUAAAAAAUAAAUCUUAUAACCAGCAUUCAAUGAAUCUUUUAAUUAAUCAUUCUUCUUUUUCUCAAGUUUUUAAAUAUUUCUUAUAAAAUUUUGCUAAUAAUUGGCUAAUGAAUUCGAAUAUAAGUAAUUAAAAUUCUUAUAAAAUAGUAAUUGAAUUCUUAAUUAAAGAAUGA
Tetrahymena thermophila SB210 is the source of this 1557-nucleotide messenger RNA. RefSeq lists its product as hypothetical. The record is from RefSeq and is a predicted model, not a curated record. The transcript has a single exon. NCBI's taxonomy places the organism in Eukaryota, Ciliophora, Oligohymenophorea, Hymenostomatida, Tetrahymenidae.